UGCACAUACAAUAUUAGCUCAUAAGACCGCUCCUAUAUGCGCCUCUGGAGUGAUUCUCCUGGAAUGACGCAUUCUGUCAUUGGAGAUUACAAUCCUGGGAUGAUGGACAUAAUGGACGAGGAGCAGAUGGAGAACGGAAUGGAUUCCGAUGGUGAUCUUCAACUCGAGGAGAUACCCGAGUACCUGAAAGACAGGAGAAGGGCCAAGUCCUUACCUGCGUAUCCAGAGCGGGUGAACCUGUACCACCAGAUCUCCCAGAACUGCCCGAAACACGUGAAGUUCGCGGACGCGCUCGGCUUGAAUCUGGCGAGCGUCAAGCACUUCAGCACCAGCGAGGAUCCUCAGAUUCCAGCCAAAGUCUUCACCAGGCUGAAGAGCUUCCCUCUCCACAAGGACCAGGAGUUCAUGGAUGACUUGUGCGUGAACAUAAAGUCCACUCUGUCUCUGGGCUAUCUGGUCCCGGCGUUCAAGACGCCCGUGGACACCGGCGACUUGGAGACGCGGCUGACGCGCUGCCGCGUCGCGCUGGAGAGCGUCACGGUCACGCAGUUAGAUGUCCGUGGGAUCAUACGGGCGAUGGGUGCGAGAGAGGCUGGGGUCAGGUAUACUUUCAACGACUGGCUGUCGUUCGUGGACGCGCAAGCCAUCCCCGUGCCCACCGAGGACAAAACGCAUGGAGAGCGCUUCUCCUUCACAAUGUACACGCCUCCUUUCUUAGGUCCGAGCGCUGCUGUGCAUUUCGCCGUGUACAUGAGGGAUGAUAACUCUGAGUUCUGGGACAACAACGAUGGGAUGAACUAUUCCCUGAAGCAGCCUACGACAGCUCGUCAUCCAGCCAGACGCGACAUGAAGUGAUGCGCUUUUACGCGAGGAUUUUCACCGAGCACCGUAACGUGCUUUCAGAGAGGUUAUGGAUUGACAUGUCCUAGUAUUAAAAUCUGCUUUAAAUAAAUAGUUUACAGAAAAUGAAAUUUCCUUUAUCAUUUAGCCACCCUCAUGUUGUUCCAAACCCAUUUGAUGGUGUUUCUUUCUGGAAAGAUAUUUUGCAGAAUGUCCAAGAUGCUCAUAGAAAGUGAAUGAGGGCUGCUGAGCCCCCAAAACACCAUAAAAGUGCCAUAAAUGUGGUUCAUAUGUCCCUUGUGUUAUGUUC
Molecule: messenger RNA, 1150 nt
Organism: Cyprinus carpio (common carp)
Lineage: Eukaryota; Metazoa; Chordata; Actinopteri; Cypriniformes; Cyprinidae
Product: protein phosphatase 1 regulatory subunit 3G-like
Exons: 1
Coding region: 37-855 (272 amino acids)
Biological process (GO): regulation of glycogen biosynthetic process
Cellular component (GO): protein phosphatase type 1 complex
Molecular function (GO): protein phosphatase 1 binding; glycogen binding
Source: RefSeq, a predicted model, not a curated record